AUGAGCCACGAGUCGGUCGCGCCGCGCGGCGAUGGGUACCGCGACCACCCAUUUGUGCCGCAGACAGAUUUUCUAGACCAUACCGUGACGAACCAGGCCCGCCCUCUGACGAGUGCGGUGAUCACCGUGCGCAUCAUCAAGAACUUUGAGUACCGCACGAUGAAGCCGCUCGUCCUGAAGGACGUGGACCUGACGACGCUCACGGCGCCGGCGCUGAUCGAGCGGUGCCGACAGGAAGUCGCCGCGGCGCCCGCCUUCAGGGUGUAUCGCGGCGUGAUCGGCACGCUCGACACGCUCAAGAUCUACACGCACGCGCAUGGCGCCAAGACGACCAACCUGAUCAUCAACCUGGACCGCCCCGAGUGGAUCCUCGAUUCGUCGAGUGACGCGCCCCUCGCCUCGCUGGGUGUCGAGAACGAAACGGAGCUGAGCCUGUUUGAGCGCAGGGCAUACGACCAGUUCCUCGCGCACCCCGAGACGCGUUGGGACGCUACGGGCUAG
Molecule: messenger RNA, 501 nt
Organism: Malassezia sympodialis ATCC 42132
Lineage: Eukaryota; Fungi; Basidiomycota; Malasseziomycetes; Malasseziales; Malasseziaceae
Gene: AIM29
Product: Aim29p
Source: RefSeq, a predicted model, not a curated record